AUGGCCUCUAAGAGAAGCUCGCGAAUAUAUGUGGACGAGGAAGUCCACAAGGACGACGCCAACCAAAAACAGACAUCCUCCGCUUAUAUUUCCCGGCGAAGUUCUCGCAACUCGCUCAAAGACGACGCAUUCCAGGCUACUGAGGACAUGGAAGAAGGUCUGCGACAAGGAACCAUAAACUGGGAACUCCAAGCUAGCUCUUCACGGUCACACAGCCUUGUCUCCAACGCCAAAGAAGCGCCUGCUCCAAGUACGUCAAGUAGACAUUCGGAAAUCUCUGGUAUGGCACAACCCGAAAAAUCCCCAUCUUAUCUUCCGGUGCCUCCACUAACAAGCCGCCUAGUAGGGACAUCAAUGUCAUCUUCGUCCACAUCUUCAUUGUCUGAUUCUUCUGAUUUCCCUACACCAAGCUCCAAUGGUCGUCCCAUCAAUUUUGGGGCCGUCAUUCCUGGAGUAUACCGAAGCAGCUAUCCAAAACCCGAGGACUACGACUUCCUAAGAAAUUUAGGGUUGAAGACAGUAGUAACCUUGGUCAAAAAGGAUGAGCUUGACCACGACUUGGAAUCAUUUGUAACCUCCAACGGCAUUCAUCAAGUCAUUUUCAACAUGAAAGGGACAAAGAAAGAGUCCAUUCCCAUGAGCACAAUGCGAUCAAUUCUUGAGCUCGUGCUGGAUCGGAAGAAUUACCCGUUAAUGAUUCACUGUAAUCAUGGCAAGCACCGAACAGGCUGCGUUGUAGCCGCAAUUCGCAAACUUUCCGGCUGGCAGCUAAAUGCUGUCAUUGACGAAUACAAGGCGUAUGCGGAACCAAAAGUCCGUGAGUGCGACGUUGAAUACAUCAGCACAUUCCAAUGCGCGCCUCUACAAAGCUUGUACAACCUAUAUGGAGAGCCCGCCAGGGUCAGCCCGAUACACCUGCGGACAUUUUUUCGGACCGUUCUCUUCUCGACUUUUGUGAUGGCAGUUUGGCUGAUUUCUGGGUCACACAUUACCAUGGGCCACGACGAUUCGGCCGUGUAA
This is a messenger RNA of Pochonia chlamydosporia 170, 1020 nucleotides long. Its product is annotated as tyrosine phosphatase. NCBI's taxonomy places the organism in Eukaryota, Fungi, Ascomycota, Sordariomycetes, Hypocreales, Clavicipitaceae. Gene Ontology annotation, biological process: protein dephosphorylation. The record is from RefSeq and is a predicted model, not a curated record. The coding region runs from base 1 to 1020 and encodes 339 amino acids. The transcript has a single exon. Gene Ontology annotation, molecular function: phosphatase activity; inositol diphosphate tetrakisphosphate diphosphatase activity. Gene Ontology annotation, cellular component: cytoplasm.